Messenger RNA from Lecanosticta acicola, 4287 nucleotides. NCBI's taxonomy places the organism in Eukaryota, Fungi, Ascomycota, Dothideomycetes, Mycosphaerellales, Mycosphaerellaceae. The record is from the annotation of a GenBank genome assembly.
AUGGAGCGCUCCUCCGCGCGCUCGUCGGUCAACAGCAAGCCGACCUACUCCCACUCGGCCAAAGAGAGCAGUCGUCGCAACAUGUCCCACUCCCAGCGACCCGUCAGCGUCUCCGAGCACGAUGCCUACAUCUUUGCGCUCAAGGCCGCCUACCUUUCAUACCUCUUGCAGCCCCGCCAGAAGCGGGUCCAACAUGUCGCCAACACCUCCAAGCCCAUCCAGCGCUCGUCGACGUCAAUCAACGAUAUGGUCAAGGACUUCUCUCUCAUAAGGGACAGCAAGAGCACUCGCUUCCCUCAUGGUUUCAUGACUGCGCUAGAUAAGCGUCUGACGGGAGUGCUGGUGGGCCAGGAGAAGAUGCCCGAGUACAACGAUGCGACGAUCAAGCGGACGUGUGGCGCUUUCCUAAACGAGUUCAAGAAUCCGACUUUCAGAAAGAGCAUGGAGAAGGAUCGGAGGGUGGAGGAUCUGCUACUGAUCUUCUUCUCCAAAGCAACAAGUGAACUUCAAAAAGGAAAACCUGCGGACGACGAUAGCUGGAAAUUGAUGGUGGAUCGCCACGUCGCACUGUUCGUAAGAUUGAUCAGUACGACUUUGUCUCACAAUGAUUGGACGAGAGAUCGUCCGGAAUUGACGAGUAGGCUGAAGACACUGGAGACGAAGCUGCUACAGCACGACCAGGAUCUCGCGGAUGCCAGCCAAAGGAACGGUGGUCAAGGAGGCACCAGCGUGGAAGUGGAGGUACCAAGAUCCUACGAAGUUAGGGAUAUGCCACUGGUCAUUCGCGUUUGCAGGAUAUUCUCGAAGCCCACUGUGCAGGCGCAGAACGACAUCAACGCCCAUAAAGACGAAUGGACUGAGAAGGAAGCGUUGAAGGACUUGAAGGAAUACCAGAGCCACAUGAUGCUGAAUACUCGCAUCACUCCUGCAAAGAACGACUUCGACUUGGACGACGCAUACGAGAUGUGGCGGAAGAACGAGUACAGCGACCUAAGCCAGAUGAUGCUUGCUCUCGUACAAUCUGAUCCUACUCUGGCCAAGACUACGUCUAGUGGGAGUCUGCCGUCCUUCAAGCCUCCGAUGGCGGUACAGAUGGACAGCGGGUAUAGCGAUUUGAGCAAAUCCACAUCAAGUCAAAGUGGCGAUCGAGACUCUAGUUACGUGAUCGAUCUGCCGGUUGACAUGAGUGGACUGAACCUCGGAGAUUCGUCCCCAAUAGAUUCUGGAAAAGGAUCGAUCGACGCUAGCCACGCAAAUUUCAUGUUCAUACCUCCAGAUGCCCGCGCAUACUACAGGCAUGUUCUGAAGACAGCUCUCACGGCAGAUUUACAGGACGACGAUGUCCAGCCUUCUGCAGCUACUGACGAGGCACCUGCGAUGAGAUUACUCUCCGAGCAGUCGACCGAGCUACUUAACGAAAUUGCACACAGGUGGCGUGUACCACAAUUCUCCCGGCUCGUCUUGUUCUUGGACGUAGUUCGCGAGAAGUUGGAAAACCGGGAGAUCACUCUAGAUACUCUCGACAGCGCCUUCGGAUACGUUAAAGCACCGCCUUCCGAGCCGAAGAAGAGCUUGGGGAAAACGCACAAACUGCCUGUGCAGGUCAGCUUAUUCGAUCGCGAGAAGUGGACAGUCGCAGACCACGUUCUCCUGCAGAGUGCUCUUAGCAGUAUUCAUGACGCACUGCUCCGAGACCUGUUUGAUACGUUCCAGCAUGGAUACGAAAACAAGCCGCCGAGCUUAGGUCCUGUGCUGACUGUUUUGGACGAACACAUUUACAGCGACCCGUCUUUCAGCCGCAAUCAAGAGGAAAUGGACGCUUUCGCUCAGAUGAUGACUGAGCAAUUGAAGGAAAAGGCGCGAGGUAAAUACCAUGACAUGCUGGCCAAGAGCGUUCCCGACAAUUCCACCGAAUGGGAGUUCUUCAAUGUGAUCAAGCUGGGGCAGACCGUGACUGCGACAUGCCAGAAGAUUCAGAAGCGCUACAAGGGCGCACUAAGAGAGGUAAUGGGUGUAAAGCCAUUGGCUAUCUUCGUCCAAGAAGUUUUGCCAGCGUUUGCAGGCGAUGCCAAGGAGUUGGUUGUCAGAAUUAAGGAGCUCGCCACGGAAAAGGGAGAAGACGUGCCUGUGCAAGACGGCUUUGAACUUUACAAGGAGCUGGUCGAGAUUCGCGGUGUGUACGCCCAAGCGCUUCCUGGACGACAAUUUGAGUUCCACAUUGAAGGUAUUCUGCAAGACUUCGUGUGGAGGUGGAUAGAAAUGACGGACAGCAAGCUCCUGGAUUGGAUCGAAGGGGCUGUCACGCAUGACGACUUCAAAGUGCGGCAAGACGCCGCAGCGAAAGAGCGUGGCGAUCCGCCGAGUGACGAUGAACGACACUCGCAAAGUGCGAUUGACAUCUACCGUAUCUUCAACCAGAGCAUUGACCAAAUUAUCAAACUGGAAUGGGACGAUGAUCUGCAGUACGCCAAAUUCAUGACCGCCGUCAGCAAAUCCAUCGGCAAAGGAGUCGCUCGAUAUUGCGAGCUUCUCGAAACGAAAUUCGCGCGCGAGAUGAACCGCCAGACGCCAGAGCAAGAAGCUCGCGCUCAGCAAAAGCAGCACGAGAAGUGGCUCGCUGUUGCACGAGAUGUGUGGACCACCGGGGGGAUCGGUCAGAAGAUUGAGCCAUUCCAGUUCUGGCCGGAGAGCUUCGUCAAAAUCAACAACAUUGAAUAUGCCACCUUGCAAUUAGAUAAGGUCGAGCAGGAGAUGAACGUCGAUGCUUGCGUGGCUGCGAUCCAAAAGUACGAGCCUCCUCCGCCAUCGAACAUGCGCAAGCGAGGUGAGAACAAGUUCAUGUUCACAAUCAAGAUCAUCGAAGCCGAAGAUCUGAAGGCCGGCGACAUGAACGGACUUAGUGAUCCUUAUGUCGUGCUUGGAGACGAGUAUCAGAAGCGACUUGCCAAGACAAGGACCGUAUAUCAGUCGCUGAAUCCGAGAUGGGACGAGACAAUCGAUAUCUUGACCACUGGCCCGCUCAAUGUCAUUGCGACAGUCUGGGACUGGGAUCACAUUGGCGAUCACGACUGUCUGGGCCGCACAAGCCUCAAACUCGAUCCAAACCAUUUCAAUGACUAUCUACCCAGGGAGUACUGGCUGGAUUUGGAUACUCAAGGACGCGUACUUGUCAGAGUUACGAUGGAGGGCGAGAGAGAUGACAUUCAGUUCUAUUUUGGCAAGGCUUUCCGGACAUUAAAGCGUGCCGAACGCGACAUGACACGAAGGAUCACGGACAAGCUAUCUGCCUACAUUAAUCAAUGUCUCUCGCGCCGCACACUCCGUGCCAUCACCGCGGGCCCUACAUCCGGUAUUGCUGGCGUCACGAUGAGCAAGAUGACCGGCUACUUCUCGAAGGUAUCGGGACAAGUGUCUGGCCGUCCGAAUUCCGUGGCCACGCCUUCUGUGCAAAGCAGCGCUGGACUCGCCGAGACGGCGAACAAUGCGCUCAAGCCUCUGUUGCAGUACUUCGACGAUAACUUUGCCAUCAUGAAGCAGACGCUGACUGAUAGCGCGAUGAUUAUGGUCAUGACCAGGUUGUGGAAGGAGGUAUUGGUGACUAUCGAGGGUCUUCUUGUCCCUCCACUGAGCGACAAGCUGUCAGCUCAGAAGCCUCUCAGGUCUCAAGAGGUAGAUGUGGUCUACAAAUGGCUGCAGAUUCUAUUCGACUUCUUCCACGCCUUUGACCACGAGCGCGGCGAAGCCGAUGGUGUGCCGAUGGACGUGCUCAAGAGUCCGAAAUACCACGACCUCCAAAACCUCAACUUCUUCUACUUCGAGUCAACGGACAACCUCGUCCGUACGAGCGAAGCAAUGGCAUCUGCCACCCUGGCACGCCAACAAGAACAGACCAACCGCCUCAACCGUCUAUCCGCGCCUGCUGGCUUCCAGAGUCCUUCGCUAGGCGGCACGCGGCGAUCGAAGUCCAUCAUGAAUUCGCGCAACCUCGGCACAAUGAAGAAAGCGAAAGAAGAAAAGCGCAAAGAAGCGCAAGCCGACCCCAACGAUGAUAUGAUCCUGCGCAUUCUGCGCAUGCGACCCGAGGCAGAGCGAUAUCUGAAAGACCGAAGCAGACAAAAGGAACGUCUGGCUGCUGCGGCUGCUGCCGAGGCCAUCGUGAGGCAGAGCCUCCAGUCCCGGCAGCACGGUCAUAGUCAGAGCGUAGGAGGUGCGUCGAGGGGUGCUGGCGGACAAGGACUUUCAAGAGGUGGGGUCGGAAGGCAUAAUUGGGGCACGAUUAGGGAAUAG